AAAACUCAGACAUGUUCCAGCCUGAGCAGAUUUCCCUCUAGGCAAAGGACCCAGCAGCCUCUUAUAGAAUCCUCCUCGUCUGCUUCCUCCUCCUCCUCGUCCUGCAGAGCUGGCUGUGGGGAGCUCUCCUGCUCCAUCACCACAUUUGGGGACAUGGAGAGGGAAAGCUCCAGGCCUGGUGCUGCUGUCGGUGUCUGGAGGGUUCCACCAAAUCCAGCUCCGUGGGGCACCGGGACCCACCGGCCGAGGGCACAGCAGAGCCGCGGGCACGGGGAGUGGGGCAAGACAAAUCCAGGAAUUACCAAAACUACAAAUCAGGAGGACAAAACUCCCCCGGGGGCGCUGCCGCAAUCCCGGCUCUAUAAAUGAGCGCGGCCGGAGCGCGGCUGUCACCACCUCUGCCCAGGAUGUGGCUGUACGCGCUGCUGGCGCUGCUGGCGCUGCUCCUGCUCCGCCGCUGGCACCGGGAGCGCCAGACGGUGCCGGGGCUGUCGGAGAGGCACGUGUUGAUCACAGGAUGUGACAGCGGCUUCGGGAACCUGCUGGCGCGGCAGCUGGACGCGCGGGGGCUGCGGGUGCUGGCCGCCUGCCUGAGCGAGGCCGGGGCCGCGCAGCUGCGGGCGGCCACCUCCGAGCGGCUGCAGACCGUCCUGCUGGAUGUCACCUCCAGCAAGAGCAUCGCCGAUGUCACCGCCUGGGUCCGGCAGCGUGUGGGUGAUCAAGGGCUCUGGGGGCUGGUGAACAACGCGGGCAUCGCCAUCCCCACCGCCCCCAACGAGUGGCUGAGCAAGGAGGACUUUGUCAAGGUGCUGGAUGUCAACCUGGUGGGGCUGGUGGAGGUGACGCUGAGCCUGCUGCCGCUGGUGCGGCGCGCGCGGGGCCGCGUGGUCAACGUGGCCAGCGUGAUGGGCCGCGUGUCCUGUUUUGGUGGCGGCUACUGCAUCUCUAAAUACGGCGUGGAGGCCUUCUCUGACAGCCUCAGGCGGGAGCUGCGUCCCUUCGGGGUUCAGGUCUCCAUCAUCGAACCCGGAGGAUUCCGGACGGGAAUGAUCAACCCCACACCUCUGGUGGAGGAAUUCGCUCGCCUCUGGGAGCGGCUCCCGGCAGAAACCCAGGCAGCCUACGGCCACCACUACCUGCACAAAUAUGCCGACACCACGGCCCUGCUGCAGCGCCUGAGCAGCUCCCGCCUGUCGCGUGUCACCGGUGCCAUGGAGCACGCGCUGCUGUCCCGCUGUCCCCGCAGCCGCUACGCCGCCGGCUGGGACGCCCGGCUGCUCUUCCUGCCCCUCAGCUACUGCCCAGCCUGGCUGUCCGACACCCUCCUCGGCCUCCUCCUGCCUGUCCCGGCCAGCGGGGUCCCCUGAGGGUGGCCACCACAGCGGGGACGUGGACACGGCGCCCAUGGGUGCCUCACGCCCUGGAGAACGUGAUAAAGUCACUGCAAUGAUCAAUAAAGUCACUGCAAUGAUCAAUAAA
This is a messenger RNA of Prinia subflava (tawny-flanked prinia), 1479 nucleotides long. Its product is annotated as retinol dehydrogenase 16-like. Gene Ontology annotation, biological process: steroid metabolic process; retinol metabolic process. The transcript has 4 exons. Bases 366 to 1367 code for a protein of 333 amino acids. Lineage: Eukaryota; Metazoa; Chordata; Aves; Passeriformes; Cisticolidae. Gene Ontology annotation, cellular component: intracellular membrane-bounded organelle. Gene Ontology annotation, molecular function: all-trans-retinol dehydrogenase (NAD+) activity. The record is from RefSeq and is a predicted model, not a curated record.